Cucurbitaria berberidis CBS 394.84 is the source of this 734-nucleotide messenger RNA. RefSeq lists its product as uncharacterized. The transcript is spliced from 2 exons. The coding region runs from base 84 to 734 and encodes 216 amino acids. Lineage: Eukaryota; Fungi; Ascomycota; Dothideomycetes; Pleosporales; Cucurbitariaceae. The record is from RefSeq and is a predicted model, not a curated record.
GGUAUUGACUGAGACUCGCAAAGUUCUAGACGGAAUCGAAGGACUAUCAGACAUUGUAGCACUACUGCCGUUGCCUGCUUGCUAUGGAGGACACCACUAUGACACCAUAUAGCGAUUCUCCAACAGAGCCACGAAGCACAUCACCAGUCUCAUCUGAUUUGUCGUCAACGAUCAAACCGCUCCCCUCGCUUCCUAUUCCCUCAUACACCGCAGAAGACGAGCAACCAUAUCACGACGAGCCGCCAACACCGACAGAAACAUCCCCAACACAAACCCAUACAGUGUCGCGGUCAUCGCAUCCACCUCGGUACCAAACACGGCACAUCUCACACCGGCCAUACACAGACAUUCCUCCCUCCCCUUCAGAAGCCCCCCCACCAUCUUUCGAUGACGAUGUCCCCCUCGCCCACCUGUUCCUCCAGCCACAAGCCUACCGCUUCGAAACCUCGUACCCACAAGAAGCCUACCCGCUCGAAGCACCGCCCUCAUACAGCGUAGCAGUACGGCAGGCCUACCGCGACACGCUCGUCCAAUACAUACCAAAUGGUCAGCACGAUCCGAGGGACGCUAUACUCGUGGAGAUAGACGAGGAGUCUGGGAUCGACAUCGUAAGAGGGGAUGAUGUGACGCAUUCCGUUGAGCGGGUGGUGGCCAUGUUUGUCGUGGCGUGCCUGUUGCUGGUCAUGGCUGCGGUACUGGGGUGGUUGGCAUUAGGGAGUGGGGUUUUUGCGUGA